AAACACUCGUGGAGUUGAGGGUGUGUACGUUCCAUUCAAGUGCACGAUAAGCGCGUUUUAAUCGUGGGGUAUCAUACUUAAUAUGAUGCGUUGAAUCCAAUUAAGUGGCCGCCGGGAAGCUGAGCUGAGGCCAUAAAAAACGAAGCUCAAACCGGUAACAAUUCACAGAACAAAGUGAGCGGUUCAUUCUAGGUUCCACAGCUACAGCAACCAUGGCCGUCGACGUGGUGACGAUGGCCGCGAUUGGCGCCAUUUUGGCGCUGCUGUACUAUUACGUGCGUAGUCGAUAUAGCUACUUCCUGGACAAGCCCUACCCGCACUUAAAGCCCACCUUUCUGUUGGGCAGUUCCGGUCCGAUGAUCCUGCGGCGUCGUGACAUGAUCGAGCACAUCAAGAAGACAUACAACAGCUUCCCGGACGCAAAAGUGUUCGGCGCCUACGAUUUCCUCACACCAACGCUCAUGAUACGCGAUCCGGACUGUGUGAAACAGAUCGCGGUGAAGGAUUUCGACUACUUCACCGACCACACGCCUUUUGUGCCGAACGAGCAUGACGUCCUGAACACCGACAACAUGUUCCUGAACUCGCUAUUUAUGAUGCGCGGUCAGAAAUGGCGUGACAUGCGGGCCACACUAAGUCCCGCUUUCACCGGAAGCAAGAUGCGCCAGAUGUUCGAGCUGGUGUCUGAGAGCGGCCAGGGGAUGGUGAAGCAUCUGCUGAAGGAAGCGUUAUCCGACGGUUCGAAGCAGGAGUACGAAAUGAAGGACCUGUUUACGCGCUUCGGCAACGACGUGAUCGCAUCGAUCGCGUUCGGCAUCCAGGUGAACUCGUUCGCCGAGCGGGAGAACGAUUUCUACAUGCGCGGGAAGAAACUGCUCAACUUCACGUCGUUCUGGGCGAGCAUACGGUUCAUGCUGUUCAUCACGAUGCCGAAGCUGAUGCUGAAGCUGAACAUCGAGCUGAUGGAUCGGGAAAUGUGUGAACACUUUCACGCGAUGAUCAUCGACAACAUGCGGGUGCGCGAGGAGAAGGGCAUCGUGCGCAGCGACAUGAUCAACAUACUGCUGCAGAUCAAGCGUGGCGCGUUGAACCACCAAAAGGAGGAACCGGACGUGAAGGAUGCUGGGUUCGCGACGGUGCAGGAGUCCACCGUUGGCAAGAGCGCGGUCACACGCAACUGGACCGAGAAGGAGCUGGUCGCGCAAUGUUUCCUGUUUUUCCUCGCCGGGUUUGACACCAUCUCGACCGCGCUCGGGUUCCUGUGUUACGAGCUGAUGCUACACCCGGACGUGCAGGAACGGCUGUACCGCGAGGUCAUCGAGGUGGACGAGAGUCUCGAGGGUAAACCGCUGUCGUACGAUGCCGUCCAGGGCAUGCGCUACAUGGACAUGGUGGUGUCGGAAUCGCUUCGUUUGUGGCCACCGGCUCCAGCAGUCGAUCGGUACUGCAACCGGGAUUACACCUUCGACGAUGGGGAAGGUUUGCGUUUCAAGAUCGAGAAGGGCCACACCGUCAUGGUGCCGGUUGCGGGCUUCCACAGCGAUCCCAAGUACUUCCCCGAUCCAGAUCGCUUCGAUCCGGAGCGGUUCAGUGAGGAGAACCGGCACAACAUCAACGCGGGCGCGUACAUGCCGUUCGGUGUUGGUCCUAGGAACUGUAUCGGGUCACGUUUCGCGCUGAUGGAGGUGAAAUCCAUCGUCUACUAUCUGCUGAAGAGCUUUACGUUCGAGCGAUGCGGCCAAACGCAGGUGCCACUGCGGCUGAAGCGCAAUCCGGCUGUGAUAAGCGCCGAGAAAGGGAUCUGGAUUCGUUUUAAACCGCGAGAGGUUGCCACCAACUAAGCGCUUUUUAUGAACCGUUUCCCAACAAAAGCAAAUGCCAAUAAAAUGUCGCAUCGGUAAACAAACCUUCUAUCGAAUUAUAUCUAAUCAGCUAGUGGCACGGGUUGCUGCCUUAGUUAUCGAUUUAGGGCGUGUUCAUGACCUCCGUCUACGGUAAAAUCUGUUGCCCUAGUAGGGAAGUGUUCAUAGAUUCCAUAAACAAA
This is a messenger RNA of Anopheles nili, 2044 nucleotides long. Its product is annotated as probable cytochrome P450 9f2. The record is from RefSeq and is a predicted model, not a curated record. NCBI's taxonomy places the organism in Eukaryota, Metazoa, Arthropoda, Insecta, Diptera, Culicidae. Gene Ontology annotation, molecular function: oxidoreductase activity, acting on paired donors, with incorporation or reduction of molecular oxygen; iron ion binding; monooxygenase activity. The transcript is spliced from 2 exons. The coding region runs from base 213 to 1841 and encodes 542 amino acids.